Molecule: messenger RNA, 449 nt
Organism: Solanum stenotomum
Lineage: Eukaryota; Viridiplantae; Streptophyta; Magnoliopsida; Solanales; Solanaceae
Product: 40S ribosomal protein S28
Exons: 3
Coding region: 44-241 (65 amino acids)
Biological process (GO): maturation of SSU-rRNA; translation; ribosomal small subunit assembly
Cellular component (GO): ribosome; cytosolic small ribosomal subunit
Molecular function (GO): structural constituent of ribosome
Source: RefSeq, a predicted model, not a curated record
CAGCAGCAGCAGCAUACAGCAGCAGAUUUUUCUCACCGGAAGAAUGGAAUCUGUAACCAAGCAUGCAAUUGUGAUUAAAAUCAUGGGUCGUACUGGAUCUAGGGGGCAGGUGACUCAGGUUAGAGUCAAGUUUCUUGACGACCAGAACAGGUUUAUCAUGAGAAAUGUCAAGGGACCAGUCAGAGAGGGUGAUAUUCUCACAUUGUUGGAGUCUGAGAGGGAGGCCAGGAGAUUGCGCUGAGCCCAUAAUUUUGAUUGCCAUAUCGAAAUUUCCUUGAGUACUUGAUUAUUCACUGGGCUUUAUUCCCUAGUUAAUAGUCUUUGGUUUUGUUUGCUUAGACUCUUAAGUUUGGAUAUGUUGAUUUUGGUGCACUUUAUGUUUCUGGAAUUGUUUUUAUGUUAAAAUUUUGCUAGCAUUGCGUCAAGGGCAACGAGUAAUGGUUCUUAUU